Candidozyma duobushaemuli is the source of this 2634-nucleotide messenger RNA. RefSeq names its product leucine-responsive transcriptional regulator (gene LEU3). Gene Ontology annotation, cellular component: nucleus. NCBI's taxonomy places the organism in Eukaryota, Fungi, Ascomycota, Pichiomycetes, Serinales, Metschnikowiaceae. The record is from RefSeq and is a predicted model, not a curated record. The transcript has a single exon. Gene Ontology annotation, biological process: regulation of DNA-templated transcription. The coding region runs from base 1 to 2634 and encodes 877 amino acids. Gene Ontology annotation, molecular function: DNA-binding transcription factor activity, RNA polymerase II-specific; zinc ion binding; transcription cis-regulatory region binding.
AUGGAUACCAAGUCCUCUUUGGACCGGUUGGCACACAUCGCCAACAUCACGCAUGAGCUCACAGAGCUUAAUCGGCAGAUCAAGGAGGAGCCGACCCCGGAUGUGGAAGUCCGAGGAGAAAAGAACGAUCAACACGAAAACCUCAAACCUCGAAGACUAGCUUGCACUUCGUGUCGACAACAAAAACUGAAAUGUGACGCCCAGGUGAGAGACCCGCUUCCGUGCACGAGAUGUGAAAAGAAGGGGCUAGAAUGUGUGGUGAAGGCGGAUUUCAAGCGUACAGAGAAAAGAGCCCGAUUGGCUUCGAUCGAGAAGGAGUUUGCCGAGUUGAAGAAGACGUUUGGAGGGAGGUCUUUUGAAGGCACGCCUGUUCCUAAUGCUCCGGUUGUUCCGUCGAAUCUAGCGCCCCAGGCGGUCCAGAGUCCACAGAUAUCGAGGUUGAAUGCUCAACUUGGUCUGAACGUGAUGACUCCACAAAUAAACGCCCAGAUUCCGGGAAAUGCACACAUUUUGCCAAAUCAGGGGCCUGUGCCCGUUCAGCAAGCUCCGCCGGCGGUACCACCCCAAAUUGUCCCGGAGAAAGUGGACCCUCCAACGGCCAUGGGGCAUCGCUCAUUUUUGAACAUCAACCCGGGCGAAAAACCGUCCCAGGCACAUAAUUUUGCCGUCCCCGACCACGCCUUGCUCUGUGAGGAGAAAUCGCUCGGAACCGUCACGCUUCUGCCCGAAAGUAUCGGCCUGCUCUACAUGGACUACGUUCACAACUACCACCCUACAUUACCUGUCGUGGAGGUCGCCAGAGGCCCUGAAAGAAUAUACAGACUCUGCCCUUCGCUUUUCUGGGUGAUUAUGUUUGUGGCGCUGCGGCGGCUCAACGAUAACGGCUCGCUUCUUUUGACGUUAGCGCCAUUGAUCAAGGAUAUUCUCUCUGAAAUCACAAUUUCUCCAAUCACGCGGUACCACCCCACCGAGGAAGACGAGCCUAUCAUGAACGCCUGCUCUGUCUACUCCGUCCAGGCUUUCAUAUUGUACUCCAUCUGGCCUCCAUUGACGUCGUCUCUUAGUUCCGAUUCCUCGUGGAACACUAUCGGUGUGGCUUUGUUUCAAAGUAUCAGAAUUGGGCUCCAUUCGUCUAGCCAGGUUCUCGACCAGGCUCAGCUGGAACCUAUUUCUCCACAGCAGUAUGCUAUGGCCCAGGAGCAGAUGAAAACAUGGAUUGUUUGCAACAUUGUCUCGCAGAACAUCGCUACCGUUUUUGGGUUCCCUGCAUUCGUGCAAUUCGACUCCUUGCGGCCACAGUAUGUGGAUUUGCCUGUGGCCACUCGGCACCUCAUGGAAAUCGCCCAUUUCGAAGACCAGGUGGCUCGUUCAUUGACCUCCAACCUCCAUUUAGAGUACGGAACUCAUCAGGUGAAUGAGAGGCUUUCGCUUAUAAAAGUUCUCCUCAGGCAACUUGACCAACUUGAGCUCAAGCUUACCUCCGACAAUGUCCCCGAUAACGGCUACAGAAAAAUCAAAUUCAUUGUUGCACGAGUGCACCUUUUGACCCACUACUUUUUGGACGCCACAAACAUCCCACCAUUUGAGUUAUCAAAGGGUCUUGUCAGGCUUUACAAUGCCGCCAUCUCACUAAUCACCUGUGUCCAGACACUUAUCUCCAUUGAAAAAGACUUUGUCAAGUUCAUGCCCGUGGUCUCAAUUUUGAAUAUUUGGCAGGCAUCUUUCGUCAUAGUCAAGCUUGCACAUUCACCUUUGAAAUCUGUGCUUAAUGUGGAGCAGGGCAAGCUGACAUACAUGAAUGCCAUAUCCAUUGUGGCUAGAGCAUCUAUCUUGAAACAUGAUGUCGCAUACAGAGCCAGCGGAAUUAUGAGAAACAUGUGGCCGCUCUUCAAGACCCUUGAUGAGAAGCUGAUGACGACUCUACUGAUCAAGGCACGUUCACGAAUGGCAGCUUCAUUAUUUUUCGACUGUUUGUCGCUUCUUCGUGACCAGGUUGGUAUGGCUCAACUCAGCAUUCGUACCGAUGUCAGAGACAAUGCUGAUGACGACAAUGACGAUGAGAGCAAUUCAUACGGGGAAGAGGACGACGAAGAACAGGCUGUUUCUUCCGAAGACGAGGAUCCCAAGGCUCGUCGUCAAAGCAAAACGCCGAGUCAGAAAUCAACACCAGGCAGCAUCACCAGUUCUGGCCGUAAGAGACGCAGAUCUUUGUCCAAUGUUGGCGAUGCCGAAAGCAAAGCUCGUCGUAUCAUUCGUACCAUUCCAUUGGACCCUCAACCCAUUGCAGCUUCAAAGCGGAGCUCGAUCUUCAAGGUGGUGAACACCAGUGCGGAAACUUCACCCAGUAUCAGAAACGACGAGUCUCAUUCACGAAGCUCAGGGUCGCCUGCCUCAUUUGUGAAGAAUAAUCAUCAUCAGCAUGCGCCUCAGAAUGGCCAUAAUCCUGCCACACCACAAAUGCAGCAAGCGCAAAAGGCUCAGAGGCCGCAGAAUAGAGAAACCUCUGAUCUAUACCUCAACUUUGACGAGUCGCCUUCACAGGGUGUGGGCAAUCUCGAUGUCUUUGACGUAAAUAGUGAUUUGAUCUGGAAGGAUGUGGACAGUCUCAUGAACGACUUUGGCUUCCACGCAUAA